AUGGCACCGACAGCGAGGUCAGGGCUGCUGAGAGCGCUUCUCUUGGCUCUCCUCUGGUGUCAGAUCGAAGCCUUCUAUAUCCCCGGCUGGUCAAUAAAGUCAUACGGCCAAAAUGAGAACAUCCCUUUAAUGGUGAACAAAGCAUACUCGGACAAUACACAACUGCAAUAUGCCUAUUAUGACCUCCCCUUCGUCUGCCCUCCAACCGGCCACCACCGUCCGGGCGCAGGGCUGCUCAGUGGCCAGAGCAUCUCCCUCAACCUGGGGGAGGUCUUGCGCGGCGACCGCAUCGUCAUUUCCGAUCUCGAGCUGUCGAUGAUGAAGGAUAAGGAGUGCAACAUGCUCUGCAGCAGGGAGGUCUCCAGGCGCGACGUCAAGUGGGCCCGGGAGCUUGUCCGGGACGGAUACGUUGUCGAGUGGAUCGUGGACAACCUUCCCGGAGCAACGAGCUUCGUGACAGUCGACAAGACCCGCAAAUACUAUGCUGCCGGAUUCAAGCUUGGGUUCACGGACACGUCGUCCGGCAGGCCACGCUACUUCUUGAACAACCACCACACUAUUGUUGUGCGCUACCGCAGCGCGCCAGGCAAGGCCGGCGAGAAGGGAGAAAAGGUUAUUGUUGGCUUCGAGGUCUACCCCAAGAGUAUCGGGUCUGCCAACCGGAGGAACAAGGAUGGGUGCCCCGCGGAUCUGCAGAACAUUGAGCAAAGCUUUGAGCUGUACAUGGCCCCUAACAAAACAGUGUCUGAAGCCGCCAACCAGCUAUACUCACAGUCGUCAUACCAGCCCGAGAUCGACCAGGAGGACCUCGACGACGACGCCAGGAUGACUAUCCCCUACACGUAUUCGGUCUACUUCCGCGAGGACAACACGGUCGAGUGGAACAAGCGCUGGGACCUCUACUUUGUUAACCAAGAGGAAGGCUCUCGGAUUCAUUGGCUGGCCAUCGUCAAUUCCUUCAUCAUCUGCGGGCUCCUGACGGGAAUCGUGCUGAUAAUCAUGGCCAAAACGAUCAGGACCGAGAUCAAGGGCUACAAGGACGCUCGCGCUGAGGAAGGCAAGCUUAAGCUCAAAAGAGGUGGCGGACAGCGGUCGCCGAGGCUGUCUGAGAAGAAGGCACUCGGAUUGCUCGACCAGGGCGGCGACGACAACGAUGCGGAUGCCUCUUCCGACGACGAGGCCCUGGAGGACGUCACGGGCUGGAAAUUGCUACACGCUGAUGUCUUCCGGGCUCCUCACUACGGCUGGAUCCUGGCUCCUCUGGUUGGGUCUGGCGUCCAGCUUCUUUUCAUGGCUGUCGGACUCGUUCUGCUGAGCGCGUUGGGCAUCCUGAACCCCAGUCUCCGCGGCGGAUUCAUCAGCUUCGGCAUUGGUCUAUUCGUCUUUGCUGGUCUGUUCUCUGGGUAUUACUCGGCUCGGGUGUACAAGACCUUUGAGGGACAGGAUUUCCUGCGCAAUGCGGUGGUGACGGCUUUGCUGUUUCCCGGCCUGGCCUUUGGGCUCAUUUUCAUCCUGAAUCUUUUCGUCUGGGCCCAGGCCUCGAGCACUGCCAUCCCAUUCGGGACCUUGGUCGGCCUGUUGCUGUUGUGGCUUUUCAUCCAGCUUCCCCUCGUCUACGUUGGCUCCCGAUAUGGCUACAACCGCGGCGGCGCGUGGGAGCACCCGACGAAGACGAGCCUGAUCCCACGACAGGUACCUCGACAAGCCUGGUACAUUAAGCGCACGCGGUCCGUGUUGCUCGCUGGUCUCAUUCCAUUUGCUGUCAUCUUUAUCGAGCUGCUCUUCGUCUUCCAGUCCGUCUGGCAGGACAAGUCGGGCUACUACUACGUCUUCGGGUUCCUCUCCGUCGUCUCGCUCAUCCUGAUCGUGACGGUCGCCGAGACCACCGUUGUCACCGUCUACGUCCAACUGUGCAGCGAGAACUACAAUUGGUGGUGGCAGUCGUUCCUCGUGGGCGGAGCGAGCUCGGUGUGGGUGUUCGUGUACUGCAUCUGGUACUACUUUUACAAGCUGCACAUCACAGGGUUUGUGAGCUCGAUGCUGUUCUUCACGUAUAGCUUCAUGGCUUGUCUGGUGUACGGGCUUCUCACGGGCACGGUCGGCUUCCUGAGCGCCUACGCCUUUGUCAGGAGGAUAUAUGGCCAGUUUAUGGCCAGGGUUGCCGAGAGCAAGGCGAAGGUCGCGGCCAUGUCCCCAGAGGAGCUCGAUGUCAUAGACCUUUUAGGCAUGGGUGGCCCCUCUGAAGGGGUCGGGCCCGAGGAAGCUGUGAGAAGACUGGAGGAGAUUGAGAAUGGUUGCUACGACAGCGACAGUGAGGAGGAUGACGAUGCUGAGAAGUCCGGAGGGGCAGAAGUGGGAAAACCGAGGGUGACCGAUGAUAAGCAGGAUAGCAAAGGCAAGAAUUGCCCAGAGGCCGGAGGUGCCCAAGAUGACAAGGAGAAGGCGGCGGAGGAAAAGCAGGGCUAG
This is a messenger RNA of Diaporthe citri, 2466 nucleotides long. RefSeq lists its product as uncharacterized. Gene Ontology annotation, cellular component: membrane; Golgi apparatus. Bases 1 to 2466 code for a protein of 821 amino acids. NCBI's taxonomy places the organism in Eukaryota, Fungi, Ascomycota, Sordariomycetes, Diaporthales, Diaporthaceae. Gene Ontology annotation, biological process: vacuolar transport; protein localization to membrane. The record is from RefSeq and is a predicted model, not a curated record. The transcript has 4 exons.